Molecule: messenger RNA, 3468 nt
Organism: Aspergillus clavatus NRRL 1
Lineage: Eukaryota; Fungi; Ascomycota; Eurotiomycetes; Eurotiales; Aspergillaceae
Product: GPI inositol-deacylase
Exons: 6
Coding region: 1-3468 (1155 amino acids)
Biological process (GO): endoplasmic reticulum to Golgi vesicle-mediated transport; GPI anchor metabolic process
Cellular component (GO): endoplasmic reticulum
Molecular function (GO): phosphatidylinositol deacylase activity
Source: RefSeq, a predicted model, not a curated record
AUGCACAGACGCUUGUCUGGCUCGCCUGUCGAGGACGACGCUGAAGACUCGUCUCCGGUCUCUCGAACUCCGACGGAAUCAGCAGCACAUACCCCUAAUAAUGCCUUCGAGACGUCCGAAAAGUCGCGCUCCCAGAUAGCGAAGAGAGGCACCAGCUUCGAUCUCCGACGAGACAACGGCGCCUCAACCCCUCGUUCUAGGAACUCCAGCCUGUGGAGGACCCCGUCUGCCUCGACGACAACGACGACACCAACCAUGGCCGUCACAUCCGCCGAUACAAAACCUCCCUCCUCCUCCCUCCUCAUGCCAUUGGCCUCGCAACGACUCCCGAUGGGGGGCUCCCCUGAGAGCUUUCGGCUUCGAUCCUCCCGACUCCGCAGCCCGUGGUCCUGCUCGGUCCUGACGGCCAUCACCACUCUUGUGGCAUCGAUAUUUCUCUUUUUCAUCGUCCGCUCCUUUUCCUCUCGUCAGAUCGGCGGAGAUGGCUGUGGGAUACCCGUGAUGAGCCCAACGUUUCUUCGCAUGGUAGGCUUCGAUACGGAACACACGCGCUUCGCGAGCAAAUACAACCUCUACCUUUACCGUGAGGAGGGUGUUGAUCCGUACAAUCAGGAGAAUCUCGGGUUGAAUGGAGCCCCUGUGCUCUUCCUUCCCGGAAACGCCGGUAGCUACCGACAAGUCCGAUCCCUUGCCGCCGAAGCCUCGAGACACUAUCACGAUGUCGUCCGUCAUGAUCAAGAGCGUGUCAAAGCCGGAACUCGAAGCUUGGAUUUCUUCAUGAUCGAUUUCAACGAGGAUAUGGCCGCGUUCCAUGGUCAGACGCUCCUUGACCAGGCGGAAUACGUGAACGAGGCUGUCGCAUAUAUCCUCUCCCUUUAUCAUGAUCCGAAGCGAUCGCGACGGGAUCCCCAACUUCCGGAUCCCAGCUCGGUCAUCCUCGUCGGGCACUCCAUGGGUGGCAUCGUCGCCCGUACCGCCUUGACAAUGGCCAAUUACCAGGCUAAUUCGGUGAACACGAUCGUCACGAUGUCCGCUCCCCAUGCGAAACCGCCCGUCUCGUUUGAAUCGGAUAUUGUUCAUACCUACAAGCAGAUCAAUGACUACUGGCGGGAAGCAUACUCGCAGACUUGGGCCAACAACAACCCUCUAUGGCAUGUGACCCUCAUCUCCAUCGCAGGAGGCUCGCGCGACACCGUCGUACCAUCCGACUACGCCAGUAUUUCAUCCCUUGUCCCAGAAACGCACGGCUUCACCGUGUUCACCUCGACCAUCCCCGAUGUCUGGAUCGGGAUGGACCACCUUUCCAUUACAUGGUGUGAUCAAUUCCGCAAAACAAUCAUCAAAUCGCUUUUCGAUAUUGUCGAUGUUCGCCGUGCAAGCCAAACCAAGCCCAGGGCCGAGCGGAUGAGGAUAUUCAAAAAAUGGUACCUCACCGGGUUGGAAUCUGUCGCCGAAAGAACGCUUCCACAAAAAGAACCCAACACUCUCUUGACCUUAGAAGAUAAAGCCAACUCAAUAAUGUCCCAAGGUCAACGACUUAUCCUUCGCGAGCUGGGCCACCGCACAGGGCCCAAGGUUCAUCUCUUGCCGAUUCCGCCCCAGGGAGUCUCAGGAAAGAAGUUCACUUUCCUGACGGAUCAAAAGCUGGACAAAACUGGAGAACACGGCAACUUGGAGGUCCUCUUUUGCAGCGUCUUCCCUCUGCAGAAUGGCAAAUUCGCAUCGGUAUUCACCAUGAAUCUGGACUUUUCUGGAGGCAACACAGGCUCAACUCGCCUCGCCUGUAAGAACGCCGCUGAAGACAGUAUUCACCUUCCGGCCUCGACCCCAGCAUCAAAGGAUCCCUUCGAUCGGGUACAACCUUUCUCAUACUUACAGUACGAUCUGGAGGAUCUCGCAGAGCACCAGUUCGUUGCCGUCGUCGACAAGGCCAAUACUCCCACAACAGGCUGGGUUCUGGCCGAAUUUUCAGAUAGCUCAGACGCUGUGAUUCGGGCCCGUGGCGGCCUGGGUGGUUUGCUGAGUACGGGCUUGAAGAUGAGACUUCCUGCAAACCGUCCAAUGGUCACUGAAGUAAAGAUCCCGGCGUUGCAUUCCAGUUUGCUGGAUUAUAAGCUUCACAUCGUCCGGCACCACCACGGCAACAAACAGGAACUCUUCGCUCCUCUGCUGCGACAAUCCAUUCUCGACCCGCAUGAGUCGAAAUUCUUCGUCAAUGUGGAAAAGGUAAACGUGAACCUUCAUGGACUGGCACCCUUCAUGCCUCCACCACUCCGCGAGCAAGCAGCUCUGGGCGGCGUCUCCUUCCAACUAUGGACUGAUCCGAGCUGUGGUUCUACCGUCGACAUCUCCCUCAAGGUGGACAUCGUCGGCAGUUUGGGUGAGCUUGUGAUGCGUUAUCGCACUAUUUUUGCCGCAUUCCCCGUGCUCGUUGUCGCCCUCGUUCUCCGCAAACAAUUCCAGGUGUAUGACGAGACUGGCUAUUUCAUUACGUUCGCCGAAGGUCUGGACAGCGCGCUGCGGUCAUCCUUGCCAAUUCUUCUACUUGCCAUGUCUUUGCUGGCAUCUUCAUUCGCGACAUCCACACGACUUCCACCCAGCGAUGAUCCGUUUCGUUGGCGAGCGAAUGCCACGGAGUCUCCAAUCGAUUUCACAAGGAAUGACCUUCUCCUGGGUUCGCAGGACGCAUUCUUCUGGUUCUUAGUACCUGUCUUCGGCUUCAUCAGUGUUGGUAUCUGCGUCAUCCUCAACUACCUCGCACUUGUCCUUCUUUCAGUCAUCUCCUUCCUGUACGGAUAUCUGAAGAGCAAAUCGGGCUACAUCAAACGCAAUGAGAAGGGAACUCCGAUCUUUAGUGCUCCUACACCGAGGCGGCGGAUGAUCAAUACGGCCAUCCUCUUGGUUCUUGUAUCCACGAUCGUUCCCUACCAAUUCGCCUAUAUGGUGGCAUGUAUCGUGCAGCUUGCAACAUGUGUGCGAGCUCAAUGGCAUGCGAGAGAAACUAGAACCACCGCGCAUUACAAUUUCUCCAACUAUGCGCACUCGAUAUUCCUUCUCAUGCUUUGGAUUCUACCGAUUAAUAUUCUGGUUCUCUUAGUCUGGGCUCACAACCUUGUUGUCCACUGGUUCAUGCCAUUUUCGUCACACCAUAAUGUCUUGUCGAUAAUGCCUUUUAUCCUUCUCGUGGAGACGAUGACCAGCGGGACCAUGAUUCCGCGAGUCACCACUCGUCUAAAACAUGUCACAUCCAUGAUCCUCUUCAUCAUGGCGAUCUAUUCGGCAGUCUACGGUGUAUCAUACGCCUACCUCCUCCACCAUCUCGCUAAUUUCCUCGCCGCCUGGCUCGUGAUCAUCUACUUCUUCAGCAGCGGCUUCUCCUUCCGACGAUUAUGGCGAAUCCUCGAAGGCGACGACGUCGGACACAGUAUAUCUGAGCUCGGCGGAGGCCAUCAGAAGAAGAAGCCAUGA